Molecule: messenger RNA, 1308 nt
Organism: Panicum virgatum (switchgrass)
Lineage: Eukaryota; Viridiplantae; Streptophyta; Magnoliopsida; Poales; Poaceae
Exons: 4
Coding region: 35-1165 (376 amino acids)
Source: RefSeq, a predicted model, not a curated record
CUUGUUUAACAAAUUUUACACUCAUUAUUUCAGGAUGGACAACCAAUUCAACUCCGAAGAGUGGUCGCUCCCUAUGUCCUCAACCAUGAAGGAACUUGAGAAGUACAACCUUACCGGUGCAUUUACUGGAUCAAUGCAUAACAUGGGUGUACCAAUUCAGCUUGUGUGCCCUGCUGUUACUGCAUCGUGUCAUCAUCGUCCCACUGAGGACCCGGAGGUUCAAGAAGUCGACAUGAGUCAAGUCUCAAACAAUAAGUGCAAGAAGAAGGUUGCCCAGCGAGGAAGGUCAUUCACCAAGGAGGAAGAUAGAGCAAUUUGCUCAGUGUUUCUGCAUGUUAGCACGGAUGCUAUUAUAGGAAUCAACCAAUCUGUUGUUGGGUAUUAUACAAGAAUGCAUCAACACUUCAUGGAGAACAUUGAAGUGAGUAGUAAUAGGACUAAGAUUUCGAUAGAAAACCGGUGGACCACAAUUCAGAGGGCCGUCAACAAAUUUUGUGGUUUCUAUGCUGCAAUUGAAAGGAUGAAUGAAAGCGGCAAUAAUGAGCAGGAUAGGAUUAAUGAUGCCAUCCGGAUGUACGAGGAAAUCGAGCCAUGGCAAUUCCAUCACUGUUGGGUGAUUCUUCGAGGAGAGCCGAAGUGGCACGUGAAGAUGGCGGAAUGUAACACGGGUCAAAGAGUUAAUCGAAAGCAUUCCCUGAAAGGCUCCGAAAUAGACAUAAAUUCUAUGCAGACCGACAGUGCACUCCCUGAACGACCUGAAGGAAGGGAUAGCGCCAAGAAGAGAUCCCGGGUAAUGACUGAUACCUCAUCGUCAAGUACAGCUGUGGAAAUGCUACAGAAGAUGAAUGAAAGAGGAGAGAAGAAUGAUGACAAGGAAGAUCAGUUGAGGCAGGAAAUGUUCCAGAUGGAGAGAGAGAGGCUCGAGCUGCUGAAGCUGAACUGGGAGAAGAAGUGGGCUGCCUGGGAGAAGAAAUGGACAGUAAUGGAGUCCAAUGCCAAGUUACGACAGAAUGAGUAUGAGUUAAACCAGUGGAACGCAGAUCUUAUAGUCAUGUCACAGGACCUUGACAAGUUGGCUCCACCAUUGCGUGCGAUGUACGAGCAGAAACAGAUGGAGAUCAUGAAGAGAAGAGGCAUCAGCACCCCUCCAACUAGUGAAUCCUAAGCAGACGAGCCUUAAUUCUGUUGUAUGAGAGUUGUGUAUUUGCAUUCACCUGUUUGUGGCUCAUGUAUCAGAGUUGGUACAACUGUUUGUGGCUCAUGUAUCAGAAUUUGUAAUAAGUUGUUUGUGACUUAUACUAUGAGAGU